Aaosphaeria arxii CBS 175.79 is the source of this 2040-nucleotide messenger RNA. Its product is annotated as HET-domain-containing protein. The coding region runs from base 124 to 1911 and encodes 595 amino acids. NCBI's taxonomy places the organism in Eukaryota, Fungi, Ascomycota, Dothideomycetes, Pleosporales. The record is from RefSeq and is a predicted model, not a curated record. The transcript is spliced from 3 exons.
GCUGCUACCUCUCUGCGAUCUCUUGCAUCAAGUUGCAUUUUAUUUUUGCGCCGAUCUGCACAAGUCUAGCUGUAGAGCUCUUGUCACGAUCUCACAGUAGUUAUCUCACAAAAAGGCCCCACCAUGGGAAAUCGUAUCAAAGUCUUAGAUAUUCUGCCUCUACAUUCAUCUGAAGGAAGGGAGGACACUAUAGAAUGCGAAAUCCGCACCGUUGACCUUGGAGAAUAUGGAUUGAUGGAACAAUAUGAGACGCUCUCGUAUGUUUGGGGUAACCAGACAUCUACACUACCCAUUUUCAUUUCAGCGCAAAAGGUGGACGUGACCACGAGCUUAUACGCGAUAAUGCAGCAAAUUCGACUGCCUGAUCACAAAAGAACAUUAUGGAUCGACCAGAUCUGUAUUGAUCAAAUGAACCCUGCGGAGAAAGCAGAGCAGGUACCCCUCAUGGGGAAGAUCUAUUCCAAUUGUACACGGUGUCUCGUAUGGCUAGGCACAAUUCCACAUGAAAAGCAUAUCUCGCUGGAGGAUGCAGAGGCCGCGUUUGAAAUCAUCCGAUACAUGGCAGCUGCUUCGAAAGCGAGUACAGAUGCAGACAUCAAUUAUCGCGUGCCAUCGUGCAUCACAACUGGUCUGCCAUCGCAAGAGUCAAGCCUUGCAGGAGCCAUGCGAGCUAUGUCAGCCAUAUCGAGUGCAGAAAACCCGUGGUGGCAUCGUGUAUGGACCGUGCAGGAGGCAUCGCUGCCGAAACAGCUUUUACUUCUUUGGGGACCUAUAGCUAUAUCGUGGGACACAAUAUGUCAAGCAUCGGCUUGUUGGACUGGUGCUAAAGGCAAGUUUCCGAGAGCCGUCUGGGAUUUCAUAUCGUCUCCCUCUUACUUAGAAACAACGAAAGCCCUGCUCAUUCAUUCUCUCUGGAUUCAGGCUACCUGCCAGGAUAAACCUUUCUCUCUUGUCCGUCGCUGGCGUCACAGGAUAGCGACUGAUCCUCGAGACAAAAUCUAUGGCUUGUUGGGUUUGUUACAGACACGUGGCAGCCUGCCCUCCGUCGAGGAAUGUAGAUACGAUAUUCCUGCAGCCGAAGUUUUCGCCAGGCUAACGAUCGACUUGAUCAUCAACGAAAACAGUCUCCUACCCCUGAUGAACGACCCCAGGCUCGAGCCUGAAAUACGGACAGAAGCCGUUCAGUCCUGGGUCAUGGAUGUGAAAUCGCUUCCUUUACAUGAUACUGACUGGUAUCACAUUUAUGGAAGUCCAUACUACAACGCCGAUAAAGGGCUACCACCCUUGAAUCUCGAGCCCUUGCGACUGGCAGUCGCGGAAGGAAGGUACGACACGCUGGAACUAAAGGGCAUCACAGUCGACACAGUGAAGGAUGUGCACCCAGAUAGUAUAAUCGUUGUCAAUUCCGGGAACAAUGCGGAGAAGCUACGAUUCGAUACGCUCUUGUCCUGGUACGAAACUGCCAAACAGUCUGCAACACGAGAACCGCAAGAAACGUUCGCAAAGCUCCUCCUUGGUACACUCAUCAGACACGUAGAACAGCAGCCGAAGCGUUGGGUCACUCCCGAGGACGAAGCAGACGUCCUGUCGUUCCUAGACUCACAGAGCGUGGCUUCGGAACUACGAUUGACGAUCUUCCACCAGACGCGGAACCAGAAGUUUUAUAUCACAGAGGGUGGCCGUUUUGGGCUCGGUCAUCUCGACACCAGACCUGGGGAUGAGGUGUGGAUUUUGGGUGGUGGCUCGGUUCCAUUCACGCUGAGGCCGAAAGAGAGGGACGGGAAGAAGUCUCCCUCCUCUGGUAUAUUUGAAGGGACAUUCGUUGGAAGGACUUACGUGCAGGGUAUCAUGGACGGUGAAGCAGUUCCAGGUGAAGAUGAACUGAGCGAAAGGAAGGUUCUUUUAUCUUAAUGGAACUAUUGCAUAGACAUGCGUAGUAAAUGUAGAUGAUAUACUGCACUUGUGGGACAAGCUGAGCAGAUUUCAGGAAACAGGUAUCUCAAUUCUUGCUCACCCCCAUUUGCCGUUUUAGGAUUACAG